Drosophila montana is the source of this 3325-nucleotide messenger RNA. Its product is annotated as keratin, type I cytoskeletal 9. Bases 1178 to 3019 code for a protein of 613 amino acids. The record is from RefSeq and is a predicted model, not a curated record. The transcript is spliced from 6 exons. NCBI's taxonomy places the organism in Eukaryota, Metazoa, Arthropoda, Insecta, Diptera, Drosophilidae.
GGACCCGAGCAGACGCUAAACAACCACCAAGCGAGCAGCAUUGCUGUCAGCACAGUCUCGCCCGUCCGUGCAGUGUCAGUGUCCCUACAACACGAGUAAAAAGUGCACAGCUAUAUAAAAGUUCUUACAUACUGAUACAUACAUACAUAUGUACAUACAUAAGUAUGUAAACUGCCGUAGCCCCAAAAAGUGUGCUAUAAAUGUUUUAGUGCGAUUAGCCGACGUGCUAGACGUGGAAGUGUGCAUUGUGAAUAAAAUAAAAAAAAAGUACGUGCGAUGUAUUAAGUAUCCGUACAAGUGCGUGUAGCAAAAACAAUUGCAUUACGUUUUAAUUGCAUAUUGUUUUUGCGACGACAUGUUAAAUGUGUAAAUAAAUUAAAUUCAAAAGUUGUGAAAAUUUUGUGAAAUUAUUGCGAAUCUUAACAAUCAUAACCGAAGUGUUUAGGUACCAAGCCGCAAAUUUAAACUGAAUUAACGUCUUUGCUGUAGUUGGAUAAAUGGGCCAAGCAAAAAGACGCAAGCAACACGAUAAAAUUCGUGUAAUAAAUCUCUAAGUUGCAUGAAAUUAAAACCGAAAAAGAACAAGAAUAUAAAAAAAUAGUGCAUGCAACGCAUUUUUGGGUCAUAUGUGCGCUCUGGUGGUGCGGGAGGCAGUGCCAAAAGUAAUAAUAAUAACGAUGAUGAUGAUGACGAUGAUAAUGACGAUGAUGAUGAUGAUGAUGAUGAGCGCAACACGAACAAUUUUGCCGUGAGAGCAAAUUAUAUAAAAUUAUCAUGCAGCGCAGGCAGCGGCCAAGUUGGCCACUCAACGGCAACAACAACAGCAACAACAACAACAACAGCAACAACAACAAGAACAACAAGAAUAACAGUUACCAGAAGGAGGCUAAACUUGAACUGCAACAGAGGCGCUGCGUGCGGACUGCAUGACGUAUACGUAAUAUACGUAUUACGUAUACGUAAUAUGCGCUAGCUGCGGCCAUUUGCCAAGCAAACAAAAGCGAGCAAACAACUCAACUCAACUCAAGUCAAGUCAAGUCAGCGACAUUUGCGACAAGAAGAAAACAAAUAGAGCACACACAUUGAGUACGGGACAUCAUACCCUUUACCAUUUGUAAAUGACAAAAGUUUUGAAAUACUUGGAAAAGUGUUGAGGCAGGUGCCACAAGAUGACAGAAUGGCGAAGUUAACAUUGCACCGUCUACUGCAGCGUUUGCAACUGACGGCGCUGCAGCUGGCCACUGACACGCCCACAUCAAUGCGACAGCAGCAACUCAAUGAUAACAACAACAACAACAACAACAACAACAACGACGACAAAAACAACAACAACACAAACCACAACGACAACAACAACAACAACAACAAUAGAACGCGCAUGGCUCUGUUAGGCUGGCUGCAAUUGUGGCAUGGCAAUGGACACUACCUGACGCUGGCCGUGCUCAUCUAUGGUUACCUAAUGCUGCACGCCUCUGCCGCCGCCUCUGCCAGCUCGACGACAACUAGCACAACAGCGACCAUGCUGGCCGUGUCGAAUCUCACAACAAGCACAUUAGGUUUAAGCCAAGUCGAAAACGCACAGAAACCAAAACGCGAUGUUGCCCAUGUGCCUGACGAUGACUACGAUGCCAGUUAUCCAGAUGAUAUUGACGACCUUGAGGCCUUGAUUAACAAUAAGUCAGCUAAAGGUAAAUACAUUGGAGCGCCAUGCAACGAGCUGAAAUGUGAUGCCAAGCUGUUGCAUGUUACCUGCGAUAAGGAGACGCAGCUGUGCAACUGCGAAAGGAACUAUCCCGUGCAGCUGGGACUGAUAAAGGGUUGCGCGAAACCCAAGAAACUGGGCGAUCAGUGUUUCUACGACGAGACCUGCAUCUACAACGACGAGAACUCCCUCUGUGUUCAGGUGCGACACAAUGCGAUGUGUCAGUGCGCCAGCGGCUACCACUCGGUCAGCUACACGAAGCCAACACGGCGUGUCUUCUGUACACCAGAUCUCAGCGAGCUCGGCUCGGAUUUGCCCACUUUGCUGGGCGUUUCCACGGGCAUUGCGGUGCUGGCGGGUCUCAUCUGCAUGGUGCUGCAUCUGUUCAGCAAGACGAAAUAUCCGAGGCAUCGCAAUUUUGCGGAUGCCAACAUACCGCCGCCCAUACUCUACUCGAGCGAUACAGGCAUACCGUUGACCGUGCACUCGGCACGUCCAUCGUCGCGCUCCAGCAUACGUUCGACGGGCUCGAUAGGCUCCUUUGGGAAUCGUCGCGCCUCGUCCGGCGGAUUGGCUGGCGCCAGUGGCGGCGGCGUCGGCAACAGCAGCGGUGGCGGCGGCGGCGGCGGCGGUGGCGGCGGCGGCGGCGGCGCUGGAAGCGGCUCGAAAGGCAUACUUGUGUCGACGUCCCGUACAGGUGCGGCUAGAUCGGCCGCCAUAUUGCUUAUAUCGUGUCACAUAACGGCCGUGUCCAAACAAAAUUCACGCGCCUCAUCGCGUCACACAUCUGGCGCCGGCUGCAGCCAGCAUUCGCGCGACAAUCUUGACGAGAACAACGGCUCCGGCAGCGCCGGCGGCUGUCGCAGUUGCGAGAGCACACUCUCAAUGAACCGCCAGCUGCAGAAGCAAUUGAAUCAUCAACGGCAUCUGCUCAGUUUCGAGCUGUCGCCGGCGAAGACAAAGAAUCAGGAUAGAUUUAGGACCCUCUUGGGCAUGAAUGGCAUUCAUAAUUAUGAUGAUGACGAUGCCAAUAAUGAUGAUGAUGGGUUCAAUAGCAUAGAUCCACUAGGUACCGGUGGCGGUGCCAGUGGAUGUGGCGGUGGCGGUGGUUACGACUAUAACAGUGGCACUGGCGGUGGCGGUGCCGAGCUGCAUCAUUUGCAAAUUGGCGCCCUGCCGACGCCGGCGAGUGAAACGCCAAGAUUUGCGGUAAAUCAACUCAUCAGUCAGCAGUCAAUCAGCGUCAAUCAUCAGCAUCAAUCGCAAACAAUCACAAUUGGCCAACAUCAUAUCAUCAUCAAUCCAAAACCUGCCUAGCAACUAUUUAUUAUGUUUAUGAGUUACAUUGUUCUAUUCCUGUUUUGGUUCCUGCUCUCCACAUUAACUAACUAAAACCUAUUACAACAUUUCAAAAAGAAAACAAAACAAAUCACAAUUUGGCCUUAACUCAUUUAUAUUGUGGACUCUCGGUCUACUUGACUGUACAAAAUUUGAAUAUUCCAAUCGUUUAAAGUUCAAUCUGAAUCAAUUGCGAACGUGUUUGCUUUAGCUAAAGAUAAUUGAGUAAAGAUUAAUCCAGCUUCAAAAUAGGUACUUCACAAUUGAUCGGACAAGCUGCUUUAU